AUGGAACACAUUGGGAACACUGCAAAACUAUGGAAUGCAUUGGAAGUUGUCAAGCCAACAAAUUCAGUAUUGUAUGCAAAUGAUACAAAAAUUCUUUCAAAAGUGAAUGAAAUAAAUGUGGAAAAUAGCUUGCAUAAAGAUCUGGAUAGUGCAGAGGAAUGGCCUAAAAAGUGGCUCUUGGGUUUUAAUUCUAGUAAAUGUGUUAUAAUGCAUUAUGGUACAAAUAAUCCGCGAUUGAAAUAUACUUUAAAUGGUGUUGAACUGAAAGAUUCUGAAUGCGAGAGAGAUUUAGGUGUACAUUUUUCAACAAACUUGAAAUGGAAAAAACAAAUAAUAUCAAGUACUUCUAAAGCAAAUUCAAUGAUGGGUAUGUUAAAGAUGACAUUUUCACGAAUUGAUGCAAAAUUGUUUAAAACAUUGUAUAAGGUAUUUAUUAGACCUCUUAUUGAGUUUGCAGUACCUGUUUGGUCAUCUUAUUUUAAAGGAGACAUAUCACUUUUGGAAAAAGUUAAACACAGGAUGACUAGAUUAGUUCCAUCAUUAAGGAAAAUUAAUUAUGAAAAGAGAUUGGAAAUAUUAGAUAUAUCUAGAUUAAAAACAAGGAGGGAACGUGGGGAUUUAAUACAAGUGUUUAAAUUACUUAACAGAUUUGAGGAAAAUGAUUUAAUUAAUGAACCGAAGCUUAAAAUUGAUUCAACUACUCGAGGUCACAAUCUUAAAUAUGUAAGAGAAAUUGUGAACUAA
Molecule: messenger RNA, 744 nt
Organism: Hydra vulgaris (swiftwater hydra)
Lineage: Eukaryota; Metazoa; Cnidaria; Hydrozoa; Anthoathecata; Hydridae
Source: RefSeq, a predicted model, not a curated record